Molecule: messenger RNA, 435 nt
Organism: Huiozyma naganishii CBS 8797
Lineage: Eukaryota; Fungi; Ascomycota; Saccharomycetes; Saccharomycetales; Saccharomycetaceae
Gene: AIM11
Product: Aim11p
Exons: 2
Coding region: 1-435 (144 amino acids)
Cellular component (GO): mitochondrion
Source: RefSeq, a predicted model, not a curated record
AUGCCGCUCAAUGAACCUCCUGCGGAUGACAGGAAGUUUCGUCGGGGCAAGGAAAUGUCUCGUUUCUUCGUCAGUACUGCGUUAACGCUUUUUUUCAGUAAACUAACCCAUAGGACAAUAAGCAUGAUGAAAUAUCGACCCACAACCUUCCAAGCAAACCACGUCAUCCCACCAAUGAAUUCAUCUACUAAACUUAUAGCACCACAAGCGGUAGCCUUAUCUACAGGCCUGUCUGCUGGUUUCUUCUCCAUGGUGGUCUUUGGCACGUGUUGGAUAUUUGACAUCAAUUCGGUUCAGGAGUUUACUCUCGGUUUUAAGAGGGUGCUGUCCCCAUUGUCGGAAAGAAUUGCCAACAAAGUGCCUCCGAUGGAAGACGACGAAGCUACUUCUGAAUUGGAAAACGAACUGAAAGACCUAUUCAAGACUGAUAAAUGA